Messenger RNA from Trichosporon asahii var. asahii CBS 2479, 2829 nucleotides. RefSeq lists its product as uncharacterized. Bases 1 to 2829 code for a protein of 942 amino acids. Lineage: Eukaryota; Fungi; Basidiomycota; Tremellomycetes; Trichosporonales; Trichosporonaceae. The transcript has 2 exons. Gene Ontology annotation, molecular function: nucleic acid binding. The record is from RefSeq and is a predicted model, not a curated record. Gene Ontology annotation, biological process: spliceosomal complex disassembly. Gene Ontology annotation, cellular component: U2-type post-mRNA release spliceosomal complex.
AUGGCUCGCCGCAAGCAGAACAUUCUUUCCGACGGUUCCGACUCAGGAGGCGACUGCGACAAUGGAUCUGAGAGCGAUUUCGACUCGCAAGAGGACGAAGACUCCCGCGCUGAACGCCGCCUGUUCGAGCGUCGACAGCGCAAGCGACCUCGCACGGGCCGAAGCGGGAAAGACUCAGCCUGGGAAGGAAUUUUCGGAGCUGACGACGGCGGAUUAGACAGGCGAUCCGGCAGUGGUUUGGGCAACAGGCAGAGAGGAGGUGGUAACUCGCGUAACGACUGGACCAACAGCUUUAACGCAGGUGCGGCUCGGCUUUCUUCUGGAAUAGGCAGUCCCAUGAUCAAUGAAGCCAAUGAUCCGAGCGCAACAGCAGCCGAUGAUCAUGAGAGCGGAGACGAAAGCAUCGGCAGCGACGGCGCGACUUCCUCUGUUGACUCCGAGGCCAGCACCCGCCCCCCCUCCCCACGAGUUCGAGAACCUGAGGACGACAACGAUUACGGCGAUGGCGAUCCACCGAGAGGCAUGGGCUUCGCGGGGAUGAAAUCCGUCAAUUCCAGGUUGAGAAUGGGGGGCUUGCAGCCGAGCACCUCUGAGCCAUCGGAGCGAGAAAUGGAGUCGGAAGACGGCCCAUCAGCGUUCGGACGACGAGCUGCCGCGGUUCGUGACAGCGUGUCUCUUCCAGGAAGACCCAAUUUCCAGUCCAGUCGCUCGUCCACGCCUACUCCCGCUGCUGCGAAACCGGCAGAUCUUUCCACGGCUGACAAGGCUCACCUGAACAAGGUCUCCGGGUCGUUUGGUGCCAACAUGCUUCGCAAGUUUGGCUGGGCACCAGGAAAGGGCUUGGGAGUUGGAGAAGAUGGUCGGGCUGUACCGAUCGCAGUCGGGAUGCUCAACCGGGGUGAAGGAAUCAAAUCUGGUAUCCGCACCGAAGACAGCAAGCGCGAGGCUCGACGAAAGGGCGACAUAGUGGAUGAUGUCGAGGUGACUGGACGGAAGAAAUCGAGAGCGAAAGGCAACCUUCAGUCUGCUACCGACGGCUGGAAGAAGCACAAGCAAGUGAAGGUCAAGGUCGAGCACAAAACGUACGAGCAACUUAUCGCGGAAGACGACAGUACGCGCGCAGGCGUUGGUCUCGUUCUUGAUGCCCGCGGCGGGGAAUUGAAGACUGUCGAGUCUCUCUCUGAACUUUCAAUCUCUGGAUGGACACCUACAACUGACACCGGUCAACUGCCGGAGCUUCGUCACAAUCUUCGUCUGAUUCUCGACAUCUCGAAGGGCGAUGUUGGGAAUUUGGUCAAAGAGGGCAAGUCUGUCAACGAGCGAAGACGAUGGGCAACUAGGGAGGAGGAGCGGUCCCGAGCUAGGCGGGAUGAUUCUGCAGAGAAGUUGCAACGUCUUUCUCAAGUGCGUGUCUUGGUCUCUGAGAUCGACGCCAUCAGCAACGAAGUAGCAAAGUCCGGCGCCUCCUCACUGGAACCACUUGCGCCGUCAUUCAACCGCCUGCUGACCGACCUCAAAGACGAGUAUACGCGCCUCUCCCUGGACGAAGUCGUUGUAGGGGCCAUCGAUCUCGUCCUGAAGCCGUCAUUUGACGCAUGGGAGCCGUUCGACGUGUCCUCGGAUGCGCUGCUGUCGACGCUUAUGCCUUGGCGGACGGCAUUCAAUUUGGCAGUCGAGGGCAUAUCCCUUCCUAUUCAUGAGGAUCGACAGAUGACGGCCUGGGAAAGUUUGCUUUGGCAUCGUUGGCUGCCGAAAGUUCGAUCUACGAUCAAUAACGAUUGGUCAGCGAGUGAUGCUUGGCCUGCAGUUCACCUCGUGGAGUCGUGGUACCCUCUGCUGCCUGACUUCAUCCGUGAUAACGUCCUCAGUCAACUCGUCCUACCUAAGGUCAUGUCUGCGAUAGAGGCCUGGACGGGUCGAGGGAGAGGCGGAGAUUCCUUGGCCUCUGUUGUCUUCCCGUGGCUACCCCUUCUAGGCGAUCGCCAUGGCGAAGUCCUCGAGGAGAGUAGGCGUCGCAUUCGGUCGCUGCUACGGCGGUGGAAGCCGGCCGAUGGUGUCCCACAAGAAUUGGCGCGUUGGAGGAGCGACAUCUUCUCCGCCCGGGAAUGGGAUACGAUCAUAGGAGAACACGUUUUAGGCAAGCUUGGAGCUGUCCUGAGGGACCUUGUGAUCAAUCCUCGCGAUCAGGACAUGUCGGCUAUAGUGAACGAAGUUUUGCCCUGGCAUUCGCUCAUCCGCCCUUCGAACUUCACCCGCCUCUUCGAACUGGAGUUCUUCCCCAAGUGGCUAAAUGUCCUCUACCUAUGGCUCGUACACCCGGGGUACAAUGGCGAGGAGGUAGCUCAGUGGUUUGAGUUGUGGAAGAGCCUUUUCCCUGCCGAAGUUCUCCAUCACAAGGCUAUUGCCCAUGGGUUCGAGACUGGUGUGCAGCUCAUGGGGGCGGCACUUGCCCUUGGGCCGUCAAGAUCGCAAGACCUGCAGCGCCCUUCAUACAGCCCCCUCUCUCGUUCAUCGAAGUCGUCGGUGGGCGGCUCGAAGGCUCCUUCCACGCCAGCACCACAUGUGGCUGUCCGGCACGAUGAUAUAACCUUCCGCAACAUCGCGGAGGACUUCAUCGCCAGCAAGGAUCUGCUCAUGGUGCCCCUCGGGAAAUCGCAUUCAACGACUGGAAAACCCCUCUUCCGAGUCGGCAAGACCAUCGAUGGAAAGGGCGGCGUCACCGUCUACGUAGGUGAGGACGCUGUCUUUGCCCAAGGCGACAGUGGCAGCUUCCAUGCGGUCACACUCGACGAUGUCGUUCAGCGAGCUGGCGGAGCAGGUCAUUUGUAA